AGGCUUUGGUGAUAUUGAUAUGGUUUGAACACCCGUGUAUAAACCAUUAGCAAAAACAAAAGUAGCCAGAACCCUCACAGUGGGAUACACAUGAGCAUUUCUUAAAACCAGCUAAAGAGAAAUGAUUGCUACAGAGGAGUGGAAGGGACAAGAAAGGACAUGUUUGGAAGUGUAAAAAGAGCAAGAUUGCCGCAGGAAGGAGGAAGUGAGGUAGAGAGGGAGGUUUGUGUGUAUGUGCUUGUCGGGAGAGAUUGCGUGUGUACAAUCUAAGUGUGUCUUGUGUGUGCGUGUGUGUGUGUGUGUGUGCGUGCGUGUGCUUGUGUGUGUGGAAACUGACCUUUCAUAUGAAGAAGAAUGUCUCUCAAGCUGCCUCGGAACUGGGACUUCAGCACCUUCAGAGCUGAAACAAAUAAAAUAGCACGGUCCAAAAGUGUGAUGCCAGGGGAAGCGGGCCCGGGGUCAUGCCGACCAGGUUCGCCCAGAUCUGCGGAGCGGCCGCUGAAGACCGGCUGGCUGAAGAAGCAGAGGUCCAUUGUUAAGAACUGGCAGCAACGCUACUUUGUGCUGAGAGGACACACCUUGUACUACUACAAGGAUGAUAAGGACAAUGCCCUUCAGGGUCACAUCUCAUUGACGUCCAGCCAAGUGAAUGAGCUGCCUGCGAAUGCAGAUGAUCCUGGGAAGUUCCUGUUUGAAAUAACCCCAGGCAGCGGUGGGGAUCGUGAGCGGGACUCUUAUGUCCUCAUGGCAAACUCACAGAAUGAGAUGGAGGAGUGGGUUCGAACCAUUCGCAGGGUGAUCGGAACAUCCUCUGGUGGAGCAGUGUUUGGAAAGAGUCUGGGUGACACAGUUACGUACGAGCAGAGGUUCGGCUCCCACCUCGUGCCCAUCCUGGUGCAAAAGUGUGCAGAGUUCAUCCGUGAGCACGGGCUGAGCGAGGAGGGCAUCUUUCGACUGCCGGGACAGGACAACCAGGUCAAACAAUUCAGGGAUGCCUUCGACGCUGGAGAGAGGCCCUCCUUUCCCAGUGACACAGAUGUCCACACAGUGGCGUCAUUGCUCAAGCUGUACCUGCGUGAGCUGCCUGAGCCUGUGAUACCCUGGGCUCAGUACCAAGACCUCCUGGACUGCAGUCAUGAGCUCGAUCCGAAGAGUUCGCUGGGUCGGGACAAGCUGGAAAAGCAGAUUGCCCUGCUCCCCAGAGCCAACUACAACCUACUCAGCUACAUUUGCAGGUUUUUGUAUGAAGUACAGCAAAAUUCCAAGGUGAACAAAAUGAGUGUGGAGAACCUGGCCACUGUCUUUGGGGUUAAUCUACUGAAGCCUCAGAUAGAGGACCCCAUCACAAUGAUGAAAGGUACGCCACAGAUUCAGAAGCUGAUGACAGUAAUGAUCCGGCAGCACGAGGAACUCUUCCCCCCCUCAAAAGAUGUGGCUCCAUCACCCCCAUCCAAAAAGUCUGACAGUAAGAAGCCCAGCGUCCCGCGCAGCUUUGUUGGGUGGGAUGCAGCAGAGAGUGAAACCUCCCCUCUGUCUGAGUCCCCUGAGGAGGACGGGACAUUGGGAACUGAGGCAGGGGAUGGUGAGGGGUCAGAGUUCAUGCCAGUCACGCAGGCGUUGAGCCGGCCCCCCUCCUCGUCCGCCGUGGACCCGUGGAUGGGGAGCCCGAGGAAGCGCACGCAGACGCUCCCCUCCAGUACCUCGCCCUGUCCUAGUGCACGGAACAGCUGCGGGCUGACUCACCAGGGCAGCCUGCGGGAGCCGCCCUCCAGUCCCCCGCUCCACGCGCCGGAUGGCGAUGGCGAGAAAAGAACUCUCUCCGAGGACAUCUUCAAAAUCCUGGACCUGCAGAGGGUCUCGCUCUUCAAGGGGACUCGCGGCAACGACGGUGACAAGGCGGAGAAGGGCAGGGAGGUGAAAGAUGGGGAGGGCUGGGUGUCUGGGAGAAAAGCAGAUGAUGUGGUGACCGCCCAGCCUCCUGAAGCCACCAAACCCACCAAACCCACCAAACCCAGCCGCAUUGGCAUCAGCUGCGUCAGCAGCAGCAGCAGCAGCAGCCCCCCCCAGGCCCAGCGUGACACAUCCCAGGAGGAGAGGACAGAGGGCAGCUCAGACAGAGCUUCCAGCCCAGAGGGCAAGGCGAGAAGCCUAGGAGACAACAAGGGAACAUCUGAAGAGCUCAUUAACAGCCUGCAGCAGAAGAACAGAGAGCUCAGCGCUAGGGUGGCUGAGCUGCAGACUGCGCUGGACGCCGAAAAGCGCUGUGUGGCAGCACUGGAGAUCAGGCUGCGCAAUGCUGAGCGUAGCCGGGACGAGGCCCAGAGGCGCAACCAGGAGCUGGACAGAGAAAUACAGGAGUUUCUUACCAGGGCACCUUCUGGGCCCCCAUAGGGCACCUGCACACCCAGAACCCUGAACUCCCAAAGAGACAGAAUGGGGAGUGGAUAGUCACCAAGGCCCCCGGCACUUAUCCCACACCCCUAAUGCCGAAUGGUGGAGGUCCACAAGUGUCUGCUUCUAGAAGUAUUUUACAUUCCAUACCCUAAAUCUUGAGUUCCAUGGCUGCUCAGUGUAAACUGGGGUCUGCAAAUACCUCUCAUAAUAUCUUCCAGAAUGUACUAGGUCUGCAUGUGACCAUACAUAGCAUGGAUACAGAUUAAAUGCCUCCAUAGUUUGUGAUAUGCUAAAUAGUGUCUACAUACUUGAUCUCAGUUUGGGAUUCUAUUCCAUAUCCACUAUACCUGUAUAUGCCAGGAAGCCCUUCCUUUUGUAAAUUCCAGCUCUGGGGUUUUCAGUGGUUUUAUUACUUUUUCAUGCAUGGGAUAACAGCCCAGAGAAAUGCUUUUGUAUCCCUGGUUGUUAUUUUACACACUGAUAAUAAUCAGUAGACUUAACCACUGCUCUGUCUUGCUUUACUGCCCUUUUAACUCCAAAUAAAAACAGCACUGCCAUCAGUGGUAGUAAUUAGUCACAAUAAAAAAGGAGAACUGAACAAUGGAUUGCAAAGUAGUGAACAUUUUAAAUUAAUAGAUAUUGUCUAAAUAAGAUGCCUUUAUGCCAUCUGUAGACCCAUGGAAAUAUAAUUCCUGAUUUAUGGAGAUUGUAAACCACCCAGGCAUGACUGAAUACAGGUUUUUAACAAAAAUGAUUGCACGUUUGACUGAAAUGAAGGAUACAGACUGAUGUAUAUGUAAUGGGAGGUUGAACAUUUCAGAUAUCAAUAUUGAAUGUCAGCAAGACAUAAUUUAUGUUAGUUUUGUAUUCAAAUUGAACAUUU
Molecule: messenger RNA, 3277 nt
Organism: Megalops cyprinoides (Indo-Pacific tarpon)
Lineage: Eukaryota; Metazoa; Chordata; Actinopteri; Elopiformes; Megalopidae
Gene: arhgap25
Product: Rho GTPase activating protein 25
Exons: 11
Coding region: 355-2391 (678 amino acids)
Biological process (GO): phagocytosis, engulfment; negative regulation of small GTPase mediated signal transduction; activation of GTPase activity
Cellular component (GO): phagocytic cup
Molecular function (GO): GTPase activator activity
Source: RefSeq, a predicted model, not a curated record